Messenger RNA from Coniosporium apollinis CBS 100218, 756 nucleotides. RefSeq lists its product as uncharacterized. The transcript is spliced from 2 exons. The coding region runs from base 1 to 756 and encodes 251 amino acids. Lineage: Eukaryota; Fungi; Ascomycota; Dothideomycetes. The record is from RefSeq and is a predicted model, not a curated record.
AUGGGUGACUCCUCAGUUCCCUCCAAUGAUGACUACUCUGCAGAGACCGUUGCAGAAGACCUUAAAGGCGUGCUCGAUUUCCUGAACAUCACACAAGCCUACGUCUUCUCGCAUGACAAAGGCGUCGGAUUAGCUGCAGCGCUGGCGGCUAAGUACCGCUCUCUCGUCAGGCGCAUCGGCUUCUCCGAAUACCUCCUGCCCGGCUAUGGCUACGAGCAAAUUGCUUGCCCGGCGCCCACUUGGAGCCUGUACGGACCCUGGCAGCUCGCCUUCUUCAGCGUCCCUGACGCAGCGCAGUAUUUCAUCUCCGGUAGAGAGCGGGAGAUGCUGGCGUGGUACUUCUUCCAGGCCUCCUACUCAGGGAUGGAGUCGAUCCCUCAUGAUCAUCUAACUCGCUAUGCGACGUCGAUAUCCAAGCCCGGCUUCUUGAGAGCGUGUUUGGGCUACUUCUCCACCGCUACUGUUGCAGCGGACGGCAGGUUCUUCAACGCAACGCUGAAGCCAAAUCCGCUUACGCAGCCUGUGCUAGCGCUGGGUGGAGAGGCCAAUUUCGCGCCUGUGAGCUUGGUAGAGCAGGCUUUCGGUCCUGUCGGGAUUGAUGUCACUGCUGACCUCGUUCCGAAGGCUGGACACUGGAUAGCUGACGAGAACCCUAUAUGGGUUGCAAACCGACUGCUCAGCUUUUUUAGCGACAAUGCGGACGGCAUUCCGGCUGUGAACUUAUCGUCGCUUACGGGCAGAGUGACGUUGGGUUAG